This is a messenger RNA of Plutella xylostella (diamondback moth), 2819 nucleotides long. RefSeq names its product WD repeat-containing protein l(2)05287. Gene Ontology annotation, molecular function: RNA binding; protein binding. The record is from RefSeq and is a predicted model, not a curated record. Gene Ontology annotation, biological process: ribosome biogenesis; positive regulation of rRNA processing; positive regulation of transcription by RNA polymerase I. Lineage: Eukaryota; Metazoa; Arthropoda; Insecta; Lepidoptera; Plutellidae. Gene Ontology annotation, cellular component: small-subunit processome; nucleolus.
CACUUUUGACAUUUGUAAUAAAUUUGUUUUGUUUUGAGGUUAGAAUACAGGCUACUCAUGUGAUAAUGUUGAUUUUUUAUUAAUAAUUUUAAACUAAACAUAAGUGAAAAUGGUUGUUAAAAAAGAUAAUUCAUCGGUAACCAAGUACGAUUUCAAUAGAAAGGCUGGUAAAAGUAUCAUAAACCGCAAACCCACUUUUUCACCAGAUGGAGAAUCAGUCGUAGUUAUAGUUGAAAAUGUGGUACGAGUCUACAACAUACAGACCGGCGACUGCUCACGGAUCUUGGAAACGGAAGAAACUGUGAAAGAGCUAGUAUCUGUCCAGUUUCCUGAAAAUGACCCAUAUAAUUUGUACGGGUGCUCCGAUGGUGGACAGCUGACAGUGUGGACCUGGGGAAAUGGAGCAGUUCUUAGAGAAAUGCAACUGAAACUUCCAGCAGGCAUGACCGUAAUAACAUGUGACAUGACAGACAACAAUGAUUGUGUAGUGACUGCUAUGAAAAAGAACAGCAAAAUGCUCUUCCUCGCUUCAUUCUCCAUGAAAACUGGUGAAAUUAUCUAUGAGUACAAGGCCACUAAUGUACCGAACAAUGGUAUACUGAGCACUGCAAUUGGAGUUUGUGAUGGUGACAAGUAUAUUGCUCUAUGCAAUGGAACCAAAUGCCUGUUUAUUCAGAAUUUAAUUCAGCCUCACUUAAGAGCAGAAAUAAUCAACCACAACCAGCUCCGUAUCCUGAGUGUCUCGGCGCACCCCACUGAGAGUUGUGUCGCAAUUGCUGACACUCUCGGACGCAUCACACUCAUCCGAGGCUACUUGUACAGCUACGCGAACCUGUCACGGGAAGUCUUGCACUGGCACUUCCUGCCACCCUUUGCUACAUGCUUCUCUCAGGAGGGCAGCUACCUACUAACAGGUGGCAUGGAGAAGGUGCUGGUGAAGUGGACAGCGGGCGCGCUGGCCAGCAAGCAGAACGAGAAGUCGCUGCUGCCGCGCCUGCCCGGGAUGGUGCGGUAUAUAGCGACGAAUAACUCGCACACUGUGCUGUCCUUGUCUAACAACUCACUAGUGAUAGUGUCUGGUCAGCUGCGCGUGGUGACCACGAUCCUGGAGUGCGGCGGGCUGUCGCCGGCGGCGCGGGCGCUGGGCUCCGCCCUCGUGUAUCAUCGACCAAUGGGGGCGCUGCUGCUGGGCGGCCGGACCGGGCAUUUGCAGCUGUUCUCGACCAGUACUAACAAAGUGCUGUAUAAUAUAGACAUAACCCAAAUGAACCACAUCCCACCGUCCCGAGAGAACCUUUUACCCCUCGAGAUGGAAGUAACCUGUGCGGCGGUGAGCGCCGACGGCGCGUGGCUCGUGACGUCAGAGUACCGCAACGACGGCGUCAUGUUCCCCGAAGAACGACUCAAGUUCUGGGCCCUGGAUACCAGCGGAGGCAGCCCCUUCGUACUUAACACCUGUGUGCCGCUGUCGCACGGAGGAUGCCACAUUGUUUCCUUAGCGUUGAACAACAAAGGAGAUUUUUGCAUAUCAGCCGGUUUGGAUACUAAAUUCCGCGUCUGGAAACGCAUUACAGACAGCCACAGCAAAAAGGUCUCCUGGAAGUGUCUCACCGCCUGCUAUUACUCAUCAGGAGUCGGCGCGUCGCUCGCACACGGGAUUUUGAACAACUUCAAAAACAGCGACUUCUCCGAAGGCAAAGACGCUCACACUUACAUGACAGACGAGAAGCGCGGGAAGGAGAUCGUUCAGAAACUCAUGAAUAUACACAAGGAGGAUUCUUUGGUCGACCCAAAAAGUUUAAACUCUGGGGUGAAGAAGAAUGAUGAGUAUGACAUGGGUGGGGUGGCGAUCUCGCAGGACGGGUCGCUCAUAGCCGCGUGGUUUGGGUGUAAGCUCACUCUGUGGGACACCCAUGCUUGCACUCUGCGCACGUCUCUGUCGCAUCCGGCGAUGAGGCCGAAGGGACUGCAAGUCACGUUUGGACAUGAUGACGCGGCGCAUUAUGUGGUAUGCACAACACAAAACUGCGUGGCGGUGUGGAGUCUCCUGUCACUGACUAUGAAGUGGCUGGUGCCGCUGCAGCCAUCGUGCCUCACGGCUGACCCCUUCUCCAACAAGAUCGCCGUUGUUACUGUCACUAAUGAUGUGUUCGUGUUCACGCCACACAGCUCCACUCCACUACUAGCGCACAAGAAGCUGCUGACUCCUGAGACCGGAGUCAUCAAACAAUGCGCUUUCGGCGCGGCUUCUGGAGAGGAUGUCCGGCUUUAUAUGAUGAGGAAUGACUCGGAGAUCUACUGCCUAGAGCCAGAACAGUCUUCAGAAGUCCAGCUAGAAGUGAUAUCGCGGCGGCGCCUGCCCGCGUCCACGUUCUCGGCGCUGCUGGCGGAGACCCGGCUGUCCGCGGUGCGGGCGCGAGGGGCGGCUGAGUUGAGCCAUCUGGACACUGAUGCACUGGGGAAGACCGCUAUUAUACAGUUCCUGUCAGGCGCGCCGCACAUGAUGCCUCCAGUGAGUCUGCUGUCCACUUCCUUCCUCGAACACAUCUCCGGCAGACAAGAGAGCAAACAGGCAGACGAAGAACAAAUACAAGUCAUGGAAGUCGACGGUGACUCCAGCGAAGACGACGAACCAACACAAACCACCAAUGGAACCUACUCCCCGAAAAAGGUCGAGCUAUGGACGAAUAAUUAUGACGCCGUCAAAGAGAAGAGGCUUAAAAAGAUAUACAAAGAACCUCUUCUGGAAUCGCAGAUUACUCUGUCGCUGUUUGGAACGUAAAUGUAAGUGAUUUGAUUAAUAAAUGUCUGUAUAUUAC